CUUUCCAACCAGUACCAUCCUGCCAGUUGACUCAGAGCCCGCUGUCGUGCCUGUUGACUCAGAGCCCACUGUCGUGCCUGGUGACUCGGUGCCCACUGCCUUGCCAGAUGACGUGACGUGGUGCCCGCUGUCUUGCCAGAUGACCUGAUGCCUGGUGACCCGAUGCCCGCUGUCGAGCCAGACGAUCCAAUGCCUGAUGACCCAGUGCCCGCGGUCAUGCCUGGUGACCCGAUGCCUGCUGUCGAGCCAGACGAUCCAAUGCCUGAUGACUCGGUGCCCGCUGUCGAGCCAGAUGAUCUGAUGCCUGAUGACGCGGUGCCCGCUGUCGUGCCAGUUGACUCAGAGCCCACUGUUGUGCCUGGUGACCCGUUGCCUGAUGACCCAGUGCCCGCUGUCAUGGCUGGUGACCCGAUGCCCACUGUCGUGCCUGAUGACCCGGUGCCCGCUGUCGAGCCAGAUGACCUGAUGCCUGGUGACUCGAUGCCCGCUGUAGAGCAAGACGAUCCAAUGUCUGAUGACCCG
This is a messenger RNA of Staurois parvus, 522 nucleotides long. The record is from the annotation of a GenBank genome assembly. NCBI's taxonomy places the organism in Eukaryota, Metazoa, Chordata, Amphibia, Anura, Ranidae.